Molecule: messenger RNA, 699 nt
Organism: Penaeus indicus
Lineage: Eukaryota; Metazoa; Arthropoda; Malacostraca; Decapoda; Penaeidae
Product: peroxidase-like protein 2
Exons: 1
Coding region: 1-594 (197 amino acids)
Cellular component (GO): extracellular region
Molecular function (GO): peptidase inhibitor activity
Source: RefSeq, a predicted model, not a curated record
AUGAAGAGAUUUUUGUUGCUGGUCGCGAUUGUCGCCCUUGUGGUUGCUGACGACGACAAUGACGCAACUGAAGGCGUCGAGAGUCGUUCCAGAAGCAAAGCUCAGUCGGGCAAGAAGGAAUCACGAUUCCUUGGAGGAUUAGGAGGUUUUGGCCCCGUUGGAGGAUUGGGAGGAGGAUUUGGAUUGGGUGGCGGUCUUGGGGGACUGGGAGGAGGGUUUGGAGUUGACCACCCAGCACUUGCAGGAGGAUUUGGAUUCAAUCCAGCUCUUGGAGGUGGAUUUGGAGUAAACCCUGCGUUCGGAGGAGUAAAUCCUGCAUUUAGUCCUGUGGCUCCUCCCUCCACAUGCCGCUACUGGUGCAGGACACCCGAGGGUCAGGCCUACUGCUGUGAGAACAUCAACCAGCCACAGAGUGCUGCUGGUGUAGUCAAACCGGGAUUCUGCCCCCCCGUUCGCCCAGUGUGUCCUCUUAGGAGCUUCCAGCCACCUUUCACUUGCUCUAACGACGGCGCUUGCGGAGGCAUCGACAAGUGCUGCUUCGACAGAUGUCUCGGCGAGCACGUGUGCAAGGCUCCUCUGGGCAUUGGGCGAUAGAUAUCCUGUGGUAAUUGCAGGCGUUUGAUGAAAUUCAUCAGUACCUCUGCGAGGUAGGAUGAUUUCAUUGUCUUUUUUCAUAUGUAAAAAAUGUAAAUAUAUACA